AUGUGUGAUAUCUUGUGGCAGGAUAGCGAGAAUUUUGUCGAUGACGGGAUUCAGAUUGAGCCUUUCAACCUAGAUAAAGAAAGGGAAGAAGGUUAUUUUCAUGCAGCAGCCAAUUUUGUUGAAUAUGUAAGAGAGAAUGAGAUUAAGGAUGCAUGGCUUGAUAAUAUUGAAUUUGAUCCAAAAUAUUCUGCAUUAAAAUCUGUACCAACUAAUGAUGUGGAUGAGGGCAUGCCUGACCUUUCUUCUAAAGAUAUUGCCAUCAUGAAGAGGCGGAUUGCAAAUGUUCUUGAACCUGGGGAAACGGCAAUCAUUGGUUUUUUAUGUGGCCAAGGAGUUGUGGAAUUUCUUGCUAAGGAAGGAUAUGAGAAGUUAGCCCGGGCAAAAGAAGGCCCAUCAAAUCAACAUUUGGCUAGUGGAGAAGCCUCUAGCACUGGUGAAGGUGAUUAUGAUAUGUUUGCUGACGAGGAUGAUAACAGUAAGCCAUCUACAGAUGAAAAUAAUACAGUUAGUCAAUCUUCAUCGGACGCCAUAUUGUGUGGAGGAAUUAAGUGUUGCAACAUUUAA
Vigna angularis (adzuki bean) is the source of this 564-nucleotide messenger RNA. RefSeq lists its product as uncharacterized. The transcript has 4 exons. The coding region runs from base 1 to 564 and encodes 187 amino acids. Gene Ontology annotation, cellular component: U5 snRNP. The record is from RefSeq and is a predicted model, not a curated record. NCBI's taxonomy places the organism in Eukaryota, Viridiplantae, Streptophyta, Magnoliopsida, Fabales, Fabaceae.